Messenger RNA from Fundulus heteroclitus (mummichog), 829 nucleotides. RefSeq names its product enkurin domain-containing protein 1-like. The coding region runs from base 51 to 809 and encodes 252 amino acids. NCBI's taxonomy places the organism in Eukaryota, Metazoa, Chordata, Actinopteri, Cyprinodontiformes, Fundulidae. The record is from RefSeq and is a predicted model, not a curated record. The transcript has 5 exons. Gene Ontology annotation, cellular component: cytoplasmic microtubule.
CUCGUUGUCCUCCUGUCUCGUCUCGGUCUGUUUGCGCGUGCUCCGUUGCCAUGGUGAUCAAUUCGACAACAAGUGGCGAUACGUCGGCGUCGUCGGUGCGCCUGAACAAAAUCCUCCGCCGAUUAAAAAAAACUCUGGGUUUUAAGGGCCGUUUUUUGCCCUUUCAAAUGUGUGAGGGACCUUCCACAAUAUCUGGGCCAAUCCCCCCAGAUCCCUCGCUGCUCCCUCACUACUACAAACGACCUGCUUCAGCUCGUGGUCGUUUAGAAGGAAACCAUGAUAAGACAGUGGCCCUUCUCCUGGGUCCACUUGCUCCAGAUCCUGUCUUAUACCCAGACAGCUACAGUGCUCGCACACCAUCCUGCCGCCCCCGCAUUGGCCCUAACGCUACUCAUAUUCUGGAACAUGGACAGAGAGGGAUCGUGGGAGAGCUGCUAAAACUCGAGGGCUUCUCUGGAACUCCUGUUCCCAAACAGAAACAGAAAGUACAUGACUUUGGUAAGGAGAAUGUACGUCGACUCCGGGAGAUCCAGAGACGCUGCAAAGAACAGGAGGCUGAGAGAACCCAGACCCGUCCCGUCCCAGUCAAAGCUCUAUGGACCUCCGCAAAAUACCAGAACGUCCCGUCUAGGGUGAUGACUCAUUUAGAGGUUUCUAGUCCAUCUGUGAAGCCUGAGUGUCAAAAGUUUCUAAAGGCCCACUCUAAAGGUGGCCCGUCCACGUUACCACGCCCUUCCACUGUGGCUUUGCAGCGCCCAGCCUCCUCUAGUUCAACACAGGACCAUGACUUCAUGGUGGGAUUUAACUAAAUCACGUUUUCUUAAUAUUA